Molecule: messenger RNA, 1339 nt
Organism: Limulus polyphemus (Atlantic horseshoe crab)
Lineage: Eukaryota; Metazoa; Arthropoda; Merostomata; Xiphosura; Limulidae
Product: semaphorin-2A-like
Exons: 9
Biological process (GO): semaphorin-plexin signaling pathway; axon guidance; neural crest cell migration
Molecular function (GO): semaphorin receptor binding; chemorepellent activity
Source: RefSeq, a predicted model, not a curated record
UGUUAGUCUACGUGUUACCACGUGUUUCGUAUAUCAUUUGUCCUCUAUCAACUAGAUAAAUAGUUUUAACGAUACUGUUUUGUAAUUAUUGCUACAGUAAGACGCAUAAAGCGCAUAACAAAACCAGACUAUUAACUCAUCUGCACUAGAAAACUGCUUUAUUAGGAGGUAACACAUUAGUAUCAAUAGUUCGUAGCCACGUGUAUAUCUGGCGAUGGCACUAUGCAUGAAAUUUCGAUGGGUCGAUGCUUUCCGAAACUAAGUUGGUGCUAUUGAAAACUGUCUCUACUGGUUCUAUGUUAAUAUAAGUUCGUGGUGAAUAAUUUUUGGUGGUACACGUGAACUUAUUUUAUUGCUGUUUCAGUAUUUGUUCUCAAUACAUGGCUGGUACACGACUCUAUGCUACAUUACUGAUAUGUCAUGCUAUGGGUUUGGGCUAUGACGGUCGACCUCGAAGACAUGAAAAUUGGCGGGAGAAAGCUUUCGAAGCUGGUCGAGAAUGUUGUAAUCCCCUUCGUCAUCACAAGAAACAUGUCCAAGAAUUCAGCUGUGGUGAGCUGUACUACGAAACAUUCUACCUGGAUCCAAAAAGAGAAAUACUCUAUGUUGGAGCUAUGGAUCGGGUUUUCCAACUUAGUCUGUACAACAUUAACCGUACGAGAUGCGAGGCUGACUCCUUAACCUUUCCACCAUCAAGUGUUUCACAUUGUGUCUCGAAAGGCAAAUCUGAACACUAUGACUGUAGAAAUCACAUCAGAGUUAUACAACCAGUAGGAGAAGGAGAUAAGUUAUAUGUGUGUGGAACAAAUGCUCACAACCCUAAGGACUGGAUUAUUCAUGCUAAUCUGUCACAUCUAGGACAACAUGAAAAGUAUCCUGGUAUUGGAAGUGGAAUUGCCAAAUGCCCAUUUGAUCCAGAGGAUAAUUCAACUGCUGUGUGGGUUGAGCAUGGGAAUCCAGGAGAACUCCCUGGGUUGUAUAGUGGCACUGUGGCAGAGUUCACCAAGGCUGACACUGUAAUAUUUCGUACAGAUCUGUAUGAUCCUUCAACAGGACGAAGAGUUUAUCCAUUCAGCCGAACUAUCAAAUAUGAUUCAAAGUGGCUGGACAAGCCUCAGUUUGUUGGUUCUUACGACAUUGGAAACUACGUCUUUUUCUUCUUUCGAGAAAGUGCUGUAGAAUACAUCAACUGUGGGAAGAAUAUCUACACCCGUGUUGCUAGAGUCUGUAAGAGAGAUACAGGGGGAAAGAAUAUUUUAAACAAGAACUGGGCAUCUUUUGUGAAAGCUCGCUUGAACUGUUCAAUUCCUGGAGAGUUUCCAUUUUAUUUCAAUGAAAU